Xenia sp. Carnegie-2017 is the source of this 2706-nucleotide messenger RNA. RefSeq names its product neprilysin-4-like. Lineage: Eukaryota; Metazoa; Cnidaria; Anthozoa; Malacalcyonacea; Xeniidae. Gene Ontology annotation, molecular function: metalloendopeptidase activity. Gene Ontology annotation, biological process: protein processing. Gene Ontology annotation, cellular component: plasma membrane. The record is from RefSeq and is a predicted model, not a curated record.
AAACUUCAGAGUUCACAAGUUUUCACAGCAAUUUUACACAUACAUUGAAAAUCUUUUUAAUUAUAACAUUUAGUUUUCAUGGAGAAACAUUGUUCCCAAAGGAUAGGACAACAGUGCUAAAAUUCCAAGACAUGUCACACAGAAGAAACUACCAAAUCUCUGUCAUUUUGUUUUUAGUUUUGUUAGUUUGUAUUGUACAGGUUUUUAUCCGUUCUAGUAAACAUCCACGAUCUGAUGAACUUCUGAGCACCGGAGGAGCGAUUCAGCGUUCAUUAAAAUUUCGCAACACAAAAGUUUGCAAGAGUAAGGAAUGCAAUAAAAUUGCAAAUUACGUGAAGAAAUCAAUGAAUACAUUAAUUGAUCCUUGUGAGAAUUUUUAUGAAUUUGCCUGUGGUGGCUGGAUUGAAAAAAAUCCUAUUCCUAAAACAUCAUCAACAUUUUCAACGUUUGCUAAACUAAACAGUGAAGUUGAAAAGGCACUAAGAAAAAUCAUCGAAGAAAAUACUGAAAAAGUUACAAAUAAAUACCAAGAGAAGGCAAAAAUAUUCUAUAAAUCUUGUAUGAAUUUAAAAAGCGCUGAUAAAUUAGGAGCUCAACCUCUGGUCAAUUUAAUUCGUGAUGUUGGUUCAUCUCCUUUAUUUGAUGCUCAACAUUGGAACGAAAAAACAUGGAGCCUUAGAGAGACAAUACUUAAAGUUCAAAAGAAAUAUUCUUCUGCAGGAGGUCCAUUAUUUUCAGUGUAUGUCAGCAACGAUCCACGCAAUAAUACAAGACAUAUUUUAGAGAUAGAUCAAGCGGGUCCCAGUCUUUCACGCGAAGUUUACUUUGAUAACAAAAAGAUCGUUAAAGCAUACAAGGAAUUCAUGAUCGAUGUUGCUGUUGCGUUGGGAACAGAAAAACUCAAAGCAGAAAGACAAGCGAAAGAGCUGAUAGAAUUUGAGACGAAGCUAGCAAAGAUCAGUGUAGCAAGCGCAGAUAAAACAGAAACGUGGUUUAAAGAAAUGACAAUGAAGCAGUUAGCUGCUGAAGUACCACAGUUUCCAUGGAAACAACAUAUUCAAAACAUUUUUGGAAACAUCACAGAAAUUACGGAGAAUGAGCAAAUUAUUGUUCCAACACUUCCAUAUCUUAAAAAAUUUGGAAAUAUCACUGAGGAUUCGUCAAAAGAGGUUCUUUCAAACUAUGUUGUCUGGAAUGUCAUACAAGACGAAAUUCCAAAUCUUUCCAAGAAAUUCCGAAAUAUACGCAUUGAUUACACGAACAAAGUGAUGGGAUCAAAAGGCGAGAAAAAACGAUGGAAAACAUGUGUAUCUAUGACAAACGAUUAUCUUGGCGACAUUAUUGGCGAGGCUUACAGUAAAAAAUAUUUCAAUAAAGAAAAGAAACGUGAAGCCAAAGAUAUGAUAGUAAACAUACGAAAGGCUUUUCAAGAAAACGUUAAUGGGCUAAAAUGGAUGGAUAAAUUAACGAUUGACGCUGUACAAGAUAAGGCAGGCACAAUGCGAGAUCAAGUUGGUUAUCCCAAUUAUUAUGAUAAAAACAAGUUCAUGAAGAGGUUGCAAAAGUACGAUAAGGUGAAUUUCAAAGUAGACACACUAUUUGAAAACAAAAUAGCUUUAUUGAAAAUGUCGCAUCAACGAAUGUUAAAAAAGCUUCGCAAGAAAGUCGACAAGGAAGAGUGGCCGCUUGACCCACAAACAAUCAAUGCUAUGUAUAGCUUUAAUGAAAACGAAAUGGUAAUUCCCGCAGGAAUAUUGCAGCCCCCAUUUUUUCAUGGAAUUAAAGGACCAAGGGCAAUGAUGUAUGGUGCUAUAGGAACAAUUCUCGGACAUGAAUUAACGCAUGGUUUUGAUAAUACAGGGCGAAAGUUUAACAAAUAUGGAGAGCUAACUAAAAAUUGGUGGGGAUCAAAUUCUUUAAAACAUUUCAAGAAAAGAGCAGACUGCAUAGAAAAGCAAUACAAUAAUUACAAAGUUAAAGGUGCAUAUAAGUUGAACGGAAAACUUACUCUUGGAGAAAAUAUCGCUGAUAACGGAGGUUUCAGAGCUUCACAAACGGCAUAUUUCAAUUGGUCAAAUGAAAACAACGAUAUGACACUACCUGGUUUAAAUUUCACAAAUGAACAACUAUUUUAUGUAGCAUUUGCACAAGGAUACUGCAGCAACAGUAGGCCAACACAAGAUUAUCUUGCAACUCUAACAGAUCCGCAUUCAGACGAAACAUUAAGGGUCCAAGGAGUGCUAGCAAACUCGAAAGAAUUUUCCCGUGCAUUUGAUUGCAAAUCAGGGAGCAUAAUGAAUCCAAAAAUAAAAUGUGCCGUUUGGAUCAGUGAUGAUAUGGUAUAAAAUGUAAAAUUGACACCCUUAAAUAAUGUGAAAUCUUUCACAGAAAGAGUUUGAAAAAUAUCAUUACAUAAUUUCAAUUAUGAGUUGCCCAGCUGGCUUUAAAAUUAUGUUGGCUAUAUGUUCCUAGUCUUCACUUCACAAAGUCAUUCAAAAUUGUUAGUACCAUUUUCUAACACAGCACAUCAACAAACAUAAACAAUGUGUCCUAUGUUUUAAAUUUAAAAUUUGUUGAAUUCUAUUAUGGUGGUGUAUGGAAAUUGAGUGAGUCAAAAUAUUUAUGUUAAUGACAAACAAAACUUCAACCUAUUUUGAUAACUUAGUUAAUUAUUAUUAAUUAUUAUUAUAAAACAGUGACAAACAA